AUGGCGACCACAACUAAACACCCCGAAAACCUGGCCGAGGAAGCUAAGCUGCUGCGGGAGUUUGACAAAGCUAUGCCAUCUCAAGGCCUAGGCAAGGACCCCGACGACGACUGUGCCUCCGACUACGCGGUUGACGCUUCCUACGACCGCGCCCCCAACGACGUUGUCGAUGACGUUAUCGACGCCGACGGAUCGGGAUGGAUCCUGAACAUGACAACUGAUUAUGGCGAUGGCCGGAAGAAGAUGUUCAUUACCUACAUGACAGAGCAGCAUACUCGAAGAGUCACGAUAACGCAUUCCGAUGCCACGCUUAUAUCGCUCUCAGAGCAGUACGGAUUGCCUUCAGUACACUCUUACGAUAAGGCUAGACUUAUCUACGAGGCAAUCCGGGACAGUCUGUGUGAGAUCAAUUUCUACGAAACCGUCACGAAUCUCAGCCUUGACUUUGAUGAUCGACUCCAUAUACAUGUUUGCAAAGAGACGGGCGAGAUCAUCCGGGAUCAGCCGGUAUCGAAAAUCCAGUACCUAGAAGGCAUCCGCACCUUUGAGAAGAGCAAUAUUGUCGUCGUCUCCCACAUUUCAGGAUUCGUCUACCAGGUUAAGACGAGGGAUGACGAUAAGGUCCCCAUCAUGAAGGAGAUUCCAAGUCCAGCUGUCUUAGACAGGUUUUUCUACAAGAUCAAGGCCUUGUACGAAAACCGCCAUUCGAAAGGCAUCAUUGAUAUGGAAGGGAUUGUAGUCGACAGUUCCCCUAGGUCCCCCAGUUCCGACAGCCCUGACGGCCCCGACAUUCCCCACAGUCAAACUCAACGUAUCCAGGCCGUACUCAUUGCGUUUGCCAACAACGGUUUGCUCGCAGAUUGGAUCUACAACUACAAAGAAGAACUGGCGCCCUGGGAAACAGUCGUGAAAUGGGUGCGGCAGCUCACAGGAGGCCUUUCCGACCUCCACGAAUCCGGGUUCGUGCAUGGCGACUUUACCCUGUCCAACAUUGUCCUCAGCAGGGAUAACGCCAAGAUUAUCGACAUCAACAGAUGCGGCUGUCCUAAAGGAUGGCAUACUCCCGAGAUGCAGAGGUGUAUCGAGAACGGUGAAGAAAUUGAGUUGUUUAUUGGGGUCAAGUCAGAUAUUUUCCAGCUCGGUAUGGUCUUAUGGUCACUCGGUGAGUGGGUGGACGAGCCCGAGAUAAGGCGCCCUCUUACCCAAAAGUCGGAACGUUGGGCUAGCGCCCCUAAAUGGUUCAAGAAGGUAGUCGAGGAUUGUCUUAGCGACAAGCUGCAGGACAGGCCCUCAGCAAAAGAUAUCCUAGAUAAAUUUCCCUGA
Molecule: messenger RNA, 1323 nt
Organism: Cyclocybe aegerita
Lineage: Eukaryota; Fungi; Basidiomycota; Agaricomycetes; Agaricales; Hemipholiotaceae
Source: the annotation of a GenBank genome assembly